GGCCGGAGUCCGACCCCUGGGGUGGGGAUGUCAGCGAAGGGUUUUUACUUUAUCCUUUGCUAAGUACUCAAGUGUACAGAACUAGGGUUUGUAGCAAUUGUGUUUCUUGCGUCGAUUUCGACCGGGUGAAUAUAUUUAUGCAGUGGAAAAGGACAAAGCCUCUCAAUAAUUACAUGCCGAAGAGCUAAAAGCGCAAAAGAAGUUUUAUGAAGACAUCGAAUAUGGUGGGAAAAAGCUUGAGGAAAAGGAUUAAAAAAGGGUCUUUUUAUAAUUUAUUUAUAUAGCGAGGCUGGUGUUUGCCCGCGGCCAAAUUAGCGUACGCCCACUUCGAUUUACGUUUGCUCGUGCGCUCUGGCCACAUUGCUGGCUUCUUUUCUGGAAAAUAAUAAGUUAAGAGAGGAAGAUAAACUCAAAGCUUUUAAGGUGUCAAGGUCGGCGUUGGUUCCGGGAUCCUUUUGAUUUGAAAAGAAGUACAUUGUUCUAUGAAGAGUGGAUGCAGUGAGAGUUUCUUGGCCUAGGAAAGGGAAAAAGGGAAUUGACUACUGUCUGUAUAACUCUACUGCAAAUAUGGAGGAUGAGAAUGGCCUUGAGCUAAGCUUGGGCCUUUCUUGUGGAGGAUCUUCAGGGAAAUCUAAAGGAAGAGAUGCUCCAUCAGAUACCUCAUUAGAUGAAGGUAGUAGUUCCAAAUUGUUAGGCGGCAACAUAACUACUUCUGACAUCUCAUUCAAGAACUUCUUGCAAACAAGUGCUGAGAACCAAGUCCAUAGUGGGAAACAAAAGGGUGAUCCAGUUUCACCAUCGCAUGAGAACUUCUGGACAGACCUUGGGAAGCAUGCUGCCACUGUGGCAAAUGUCUCUAAAGAUGUGCAGAGCAGUCAAUCACAGUUCACCAGGUAUCAACAGCCGUGGAUCCCAAAUAACAAAACAACUGACAGUGAGCAACAGAAAUCAGGUAUCAACAAACGAAAAUUGUCAUUCGAGGAGAUAAAUAUUCAAAAGAAGCAUGAAAAGGUAGUUGACCAUGGUGAUGAUGCACAAGUUAAGGGCCUUGCCGGUGUUAAUUUAUUAAAAAGGUCCCCCAUUUCAGUUACUGCAGAGGAUGCUUCAUCUGGUGAAAAUGAGGAUGUUGCAGAGUCAGAAGCAGAAGGCUCAAACUCUUGGUUGGUUUCACAGCGUGAGGACAAUUCCAAACGCUCUGAAGUUCCCAAAGUUGCCGACAAACAUGUUUUAAAUGACCACAGUGGAAUUAGUUUUCAAAGGCAGAAACAGCUGUCUUUCUCAGGAAAUGAUUCCAAUCCUGAAAUCGGGAAAGUGGCAUAUGGGAUUCCAUUGCCACUUCAACCACUGACUGUCAUGUCUGUACCCUAUUCAGUACCAGUUAAGGUAUCAACUACUUCAGGUGCGCCUAAUGCAACAGGGGUUCCUUCACCAUGCGUUGUGCAACUGAUGCCUCUUGCAAAUAAUGAACGGCCUGUGGUCCAAACAAUGAAUACUAGCAACCUGCAGCUUGCUUUUGGUUAUUCUCCAGUCCAGCUUCCGACAUUAGAGAGAAGUUCUUCAUGGGCUCUUGGUUCUCAGCCUCAGCAUGCGUCUUCCUUUGCUAUAAAAGACAAUGCUGAUGGAGCCUCACAACAUUCCGAGGAUGACAUGAAGAGAUCUCAUGCUUUCACAUAUGAGGGAAAGUCAUCAGAGUUGGCAAAAGGCAGUGGUAAACAUAUUGGGGAGGCUGGUGCAUCCUCUUCUUCUCAGGUUGAAGAGGAGGGCAGGGGAAGCAAUACAAUCUUUAGGCAAAAGGAAACAACAAACCAACCUGUAGCAGAAAGCUUUUCUCAUGAAGGAUGUGCUAUAAGGCCAGGUAUAUUUGCAUCAAAUUUGAAGUUUGGAGGAUGUGGUUCUUGUCCAGAUCUUCCAUGGGUUUCGACCACUGGACCAGGCCCAAAUGGGAAAACCAUAUCUGGUGUUACCUACCAAUUUGACAGAAACCAAAGAAAGAUUGUCUGUGCCUGCCACGGGUCUCACAUGACCGAAGAAGAGUUUAUUCAACAUGCAAGUGCAGAUGCAUCCAACCAGGAAAAUAAUACAAGUUUAGCAUCAUUUCCUGCUAGCAAUCCAGCGGCUUCAGCCCAGAACUAAUUCUCAAGCUUUCCAGAGUUUUGUGAGAACAUCUACCGUAAUAGUGAAUUAUGCAGCAGGAUGCUGCGGAAUGAAUUGGUAUGUUUGUCAAGCUAUCUCAUGUUUCUUGAUCCAUUUGUAGUCUCCUUAUCUCUCUUUCCAGUGUUUGGAGAAAUCCUUCCACUUUAUGUAAUCAUCUAGUUGCAAUUGUAGACAGUUAUAAAAACAUGAAUCAUCGAUCCCUGGACCAAUUUAUAUGAGCCUUACCUGCUAA
Elaeis guineensis (African oil palm) is the source of this 2386-nucleotide messenger RNA. Lineage: Eukaryota; Viridiplantae; Streptophyta; Magnoliopsida; Arecales; Arecaceae. The record is from RefSeq and is a predicted model, not a curated record.